Molecule: messenger RNA, 2871 nt
Organism: Panonychus citri (citrus red mite)
Lineage: Eukaryota; Metazoa; Arthropoda; Arachnida; Trombidiformes; Tetranychidae
Product: histone-lysine N-methyltransferase SETDB1-A-like
Exons: 2
Coding region: 514-2637 (707 amino acids)
Biological process (GO): heterochromatin organization; negative regulation of gene expression
Cellular component (GO): nucleus
Molecular function (GO): protein binding; zinc ion binding; histone H3K9 methyltransferase activity
Source: RefSeq, a predicted model, not a curated record
AAAAUCCAACAAUUGAAUUGAUAUUUUUUCCUCCUCAUUAAAAUUAAAAGAUUUAAUUGCUUAUCGAUUUUCUUGAUUAAAAGGAUUAAUCUUUAUUUAGAAAGUGUGACAAUUAAAUCUUAUAAGUUUUCUAAAUUCUGUUGGAACAAAAAGAGAAACGAGUUGGAGUGAAACAAUCGUUUCCACAUUCAUCUGUUUAUUGGCUUCUUUUUUUUUCUAUUUUUUUCUAUUCUUUUCUUUUCAUUCUCAAGCUAAACUUUUUUUUUCUUCUGUUUAUUAUUCCAUUGAUAUAAUUUAUUACCAUUUAUCGUAUUUAGUUUAUAUAUUUACACUUGUUCACGAUUAUAUCCGAUUGUCUUCAUUACUCUGUCUUGAGAUUGGUGGAUUUACUCUUGUUUUGGAAUCUGUGGUGAAUAUUAUUGUUUUUGUCCCUUCUCUCUUGAAGCUGCUUUUUUUCCCCUUCAUCUUCUGGUCUUGGUCUUGAUCUAUUGUUUGGUCCAGCCAGAAAUCACCAUGGCUUCUUCAACCGAAGACCAAUCUCAAAUGUCUAUUCUUUCCGAUGUAUCCAAUGGAAAAAUGGUUGAAUCCUCUUCAAGCAGUUCAUUAACAAUCAACCAAGAUGGUGACUGUCAGAGUCAAUUAUCACUGAGCACAAGUUCAUGUUCUGAGAUUAAAAUUGCAGAUUCAAGUGAACAAUCAAUCAACAAUCUAGAAACCUCACAACCAACCGUCAGUGGAAAUGGUAAAAUGUUUGCCAUUAAAAUUUUACGUAAACCACCAGUGUCUCGAGUAACAAUUUAUGUCACCCAUGAUUGUGGACCUGAAUGUCUUGGAGAGGAGAAACGACUUAACGAUAUUAAAGGAGUCAAAUUGUCCACUCAUUGUAUAUUAAUUAAUCGAGUUAAUCCUUACUGUGUUCCUAUUUUCCUUGGUUGGAAUAGAUCUAAACAAGAAGGUUGGAUUGUCUAUACAUCUCCAUGUGGUAAACAAUUAAAUUCACUUCGCCAGGUUUACCAAUAUCUCCUAAAAACUGAAUCUGCUCUUUCAAUUGAUCAAUUUUCCUUCCAUAGUCAAUUAAAAUUACACACCAAUCGGGAUAUGUUCAAAGCUUAUACUUAUUUUGCUGAUAUUACCGAGGGUAAAGAAAAUGUUCCAGUUGCAGUUGUAAAUGAAAUUGAUUCUAAUUUACCAGUUGGUUCGUUUGUUUAUAUUUCUGAACGAAUUGCGGGAAAGAAUGUAAAUUUAUCAAGUGAUCCAGAAUUUUUGUCUCACUGUAUUUGCCAAGAUAAAUGUAAAAACAGCGAUGAAUGUAGUUGCCAUGGGCUAUCUCGUGAUGAGGCUUACAUGAUCUCUGGUCUUGAUUCUGUUAAUCAAGCUGGUUACAAGUAUAAAUCAUUGAACAAAAAACUGGCCUCAGCUGUUUUCGAGUGUAAUUCCCAAUGUAAAUGUACAGUUCGCUGUUUAAAUCGUGUCGUACAAAAUGGAAUCAAACAUUGUCUACAAGUAUUUAAAACACCUAAUCGAGGUUGGGGUUUAAGGUGUUUACAUGAUAUUCCUCCGGGAUCGUUUAUUUGCCUCUAUGCUGGUGAGAUAAUUGAUUUUGAUACUGUUAACGAAUCAGAUCGGAUCAAUGAUUAUAUUGCUGCUCUCGAUUAUAUUGAAGAGGGUCGUCGUCCAAAAAGAGACUUUGAUACCGCAUCGGAUGCUGAUUCUGUUCUUGAUUCCGAUUCAUCUUCAUCAGAGGAAUUGUCAAGUUGUGAAGGGAUUUCAAAUUCUUCAAUUAUUGAUGAUUUAAGUGAUAUCGAUGAGACUCCAAUUGAGAAUGAAUCAACACCAUUAGUUGAAGGAGAAGGAGAAAAGGAAAAAGAGAAAGAAAAAGAUGAAGAAGAAGAAGAAAAUAAACCAAAUUGUUCAAAUAACAAUCAAACCAAUGGAAAAGCAAUUGAUCAACAAUCAACAUCAAUGAAACCUGAUGAUUCACCAAAUAGUUGUACAAUUUUACUUAAUGAUUCAAGUAAAAGGUCAAUAGAAACGGAAGAUGAGAUUAGUAUGGAUAUUACAAAACGAUCUAAGAAAGAUGAUGAACCAGUUCCAAUAAUUGAUUUAGAAGAAGAGUUAAUCAAUGAAGUUUUAAAUUCUCAAGCAUUAGAUAAUGAUGAUGUUAUAAUUGAUUUUGAUUCUAUGGAUCAAUCAAGAAUAUCAUCUUCUCGGGAAGGUGAACAUGGAACAACAAUCGAUGGUAGCAAUGAGAAUCAUGAUUCAUAUUCAAAUACAAUUAACGGUAAUGGUCAUUCAGGUGGAAUCUAUGAAAUUGAUGAUAUGGAUGAUGAUAAUCCAGAAUCUGUUCCAGUAAUUUUGCAACAUCUCGAGAUGACCCACAGUUUGUCCAUUGAUGGUGCUCGUUUCGGUAACGUGGGCCGUUUUUUGAAUCAUUCUUGUGAACCUAAUUGUCGAAUUAGAAAUGUUUUCGUCGAAAAUCAUGAUUACCGUUUCCCAAGAUUGGCCUUCUUUUCAAAUCGUCUCAUUCAAGCUUACGAAGAGUUAACUUGGGAUUAUCGUUAUCCACCGGAUAUCCCAUAUUCGGACUCUAAAAUUUGCCUUUGUGGUUCUCGUCUUUGUCGAGGUCGCAUCUAUUGAUCGAAAGCCUAAUUUUGUUCAAAAUUUUCUCUUAAUUCUCUGAAACUUAUCAUCUUUACACCCAAACGCAAUGAUGAUCAACAUUUAUAAUCAUUUUUGCAAAUUCUCUCUCUCUCUCUCUCUCUCUCUAUUUCUCUGUUCAAUUCUCAUCAAAUAGAUCCAAUUGUUUUUUGCUUAUUUAUCAUGUUCAUCAUCUAUACCAAUAAAUCAAAUUAAUUUUCUGUAUAAAAUUAA